UUUCCUCGUUUGGUUCAGUUUUCAUGCGGCUGACAAACAGCGAAGAUGUCUUUAGUGACGACGUACUUGUUCACAUAUAACGGAUCUUGGAUAAUUUUAACAGUGAUUUUUGGCAUUCUGGUGAUUCUUCUGAAUUUGUUAGUCCAACGUGCGUUGUUUGUCCACGCAUUAAAAAAACUACCAUGUCCGUUUGCAUUACCAAUAAUUGGCAAUGCAUUUGUAUUACACGGUGAUGCUGAAAAGUUCUUCAAGAACCUCCUUAAAUGGAGAAAAAUGUAUGGUGAUGUAUUCAAAGUUUGGGCAGCCACAAGACCAAUUGUUUUUCUAUAUAAAGCUGAGUUUGUUCAGCAAUUGCUUUCCAGUCCACAUUUUAUAGAGAAAAGCCAGGAUUAUAAAUAUACGCAACUAUGGUUAGGUAAUGGACUUCUCACCAGUACAGGAGAAAUUUGGCACUAUCGUAGGAAAUUGUUGACUCCGACUUUUCACAGAGAUAUUUUGGAGAAAUUUUUCAUUACCAUAGUACAGGAGGCUGAAAUUUUAACGACUGUACUUCGAAAUGAAGUUGGGAAAUCAGAGUUCGAUAUGGUACCGUAUGCGAAACGCGCAUCUCUCGACGUGAUUUGCGAGACUGUAAUGGGAUAUAAAGUUAAUGCGCAGUCAGUACACGACCACAAGUACCUUUGCGCUAUCGAAAGCAUUAAAGAAAUUAUACAGAAGAGGAUCGUAAAUGUGCACUUAUAUCCUGAUGUCAUUUUCUUCAACACCGUCUGGGGAAAAGAAUAUCUGAGGACCGCAAAUGUUAUUCAAGAUUUCGUGAGAGAGGUGAUGACUGAUAGGAUGGCUUCAAGGAAAUUGAAUAAAAAUACAAUUAACGGUGAAGGAGUAAAAAGGCGAACGGCGAUGUUAGACUUAUUGUUGGAGGCAUUAGACGAUAAUGCUAAUUUAUCCGAAAAUGAUGUUUUAGACGAGGUGAAUACGUUCAUGUUUGCAGGACAUGAUACCGUGGCUACAAGUAUAUACUGGACGUUGUAUAAUCUUGGGAGAUAUCCGAUGUACCAACAAAUGAUUCUUGACGAAUUCCACGAGGAAAUCGGUUCCGAUGAAAUCACGUUUGAUGGACUUAAUAAGCUCAAGUUGUUGGAAGCGUGCAUCAAAGAAACUUGGAGGCUUUAUCCACCCGUAACACUUUUCGGUAGAACAUGCCGCAGUCCCAUAACAAUAAAUGGCGUAGAGUGUCCGGCAGGGACAAAUUUCAUCGUCCAUUCGUACUUGUUGCAUCGGGAUUCAGUCAAUUUUUCAAAUCCAGAGGAAUACGAUCCGAAACGCUUUCUAGAAGGUGGCGCGAAAUACCCGAAUUUUAGUUUCAUCCCUUUCAGUGCAGGACCGCGAAACUGCAUCGGAAUGCGAUUGGGUGCCAUGACAGUGAAACUCAUGACUCUGUACACCCUUAAAGCCUUUGAAGUACGAUCUCUAGAUCCCGAAGAUAAAUUAUGCUUAAGAUCAAAUAUCAUUUUAGAAAACGCGAACGGUAUCCGUCUUAGCAUCACACCGAGGUCAUAAUGCAUAUAUGAAUACCUAUGCAGUUCUUAAUUCCCUUAUGACUUUACAUUUAAUUGUCUCACGUGUUAUGUAUUUGACUCCUGAAAUAGUAACAAUAUAAAGGAUUUUGCCCGGUUAAAGAGUUCAACUGCGAUAGAUCAGUUUAUUAAAUAUCAUACACUUGAAUGAAUAGGAGUUGAAGACGUGUAAUUGAAUAAUUACCAUUGUACUACAAACAAUCAGGUAUAAAUAAUCAUUUGGAUGACACAUCUCACUAUA
Orussus abietinus is the source of this 1818-nucleotide messenger RNA. Its product is annotated as cytochrome P450 4c3. The record is from RefSeq and is a predicted model, not a curated record. Lineage: Eukaryota; Metazoa; Arthropoda; Insecta; Hymenoptera; Orussidae. The transcript has 8 exons. The coding region runs from base 46 to 1560 and encodes 504 amino acids. Gene Ontology annotation, molecular function: heme binding; monooxygenase activity; iron ion binding.